This is a messenger RNA of Pogonomyrmex barbatus (red harvester ant), 1646 nucleotides long. RefSeq names its product dynein regulatory complex protein 9-like. Lineage: Eukaryota; Metazoa; Arthropoda; Insecta; Hymenoptera; Formicidae. The record is from RefSeq and is a predicted model, not a curated record.
AUCUUUUAAGCAAUUAAUUGAAUAAUUUUUGCACAAUAAAAUAUGAUAUAAGCCAUGAUCAUAAGCCAUAGCAUAUGCUAAUAUUUAAAUACAUACACUUUCUAUAGAAUAAUAUAAUUGUAUUAAUCGAUAUUCUUGUAUUUUCAAUCUAUCAUUUGCUAUUUUAGCAUAUUUCGAUAUGACAAACGAAUUGGAAAAAUUUCAUAAUAUAAAAGCAACUCAAAAAAAAUAUUGCGCUAGAUAAACUAUCAUCGAUAAUAUGUCAACAAACGAACAUAUUCUCGAGAAAAUGGAAAAAGCGGCCACUAAAUUCAUCCAAAAUUUAAAUAAAAUCACAAAGAUAGAUACUACGAAAAAACCGACGUAUCUCAAUCCUGAAACAGAUUCUUCAGAACUUUCGAAAUCACCGAUAGACUCACUGCCAUCGAAAAUAGAAAAUAUACGCGAGGUGCAAAAUAUGGAAAUGAAAGUUCCGCCAGACUCGUUCACACCGCUAGAAGCAGCCGCUAUAUCCUCUAUUCUCCAAGAAUGUCUAGAUCAGCUCGCCAUAAUCGAAUUCAUGAUACCGGCCAACGUCGAUCCACGCUGGGACGAUACGUUCAAAACGAUCGAUGAGACAUACGGGGUACCUGACGAGCCUAGAAUAAUCUUCAAAAGAGAUAUGGGCCUGUCAAUUAUAUCUACGGAGGCUGAAAAACUGCAAAGAGACAGGAAUUACGUGUAUAAAGUUCUCGAAAGGGUUCUCCAUGAAAUAAAGAGUCGGGGGACAUUUGACAGUCUACGAGAAGAAAAUGAUAAUAUCGCAAAGAAACAGGAAGGCGAACGUAAUCUCGAAGAGAGCGCUGAAACGUGGCUCAGUCAAGUUAAAGAACUUCGAGAAUUACUAGAAUCUGACAAAAAAGCAAACGAGGAAGAUAGGAAGAGGACGAUAGAACUUGCCCAGGAAAGCGAUGCGCAAAUCGACUACGCGAUAUUCUUAAAUAACGGAAAAAUGAGUAACGUAUUCACGUAAAUGACCUUUUCAGUAUUCUGAUCGAAUAUAUUCUAUUCAGGCUAUGCAGAAAAAUGGGCAAAGGCUAGAUUGGAACAGCAAGAACUUAAGUUGCAUCGAGAAAAGAAAGAUAUGUUGAAUAAAAUAAACGAGUAUUCGAAAGAAUACAAUGCAGAGCAAAUUGUUUCAGCGGAAACGAUCGCCUUUUUAGAGACAAAUAUCAAAGAAAAGGAAGAACAGAUAGAUAUGUGGACGAAAAAAUACAAUAAAGAGAUUGUGGAAAAACAACAGGAAAUCGAUGAUUUACAAAGCUUGAUAGAAGAACAGAACUUGGAGAUGGAGAAAAUGCGCGAUUUAAUGGACAAACGACAGAAAUUUAUCGAAGAAAGAAAUAAAGAAGAAAAGUUAAAUAAAGCCGCGACACGUAUCCAAUCGAUAUGGAGAGGUCACAUGGUGAGACAAGAAUUAGGAGAGUAUAAAGAUCUGCGACAACGAUUGAGAGAGCGGAAGAAAUUAGACAAACGAAAAAAAAAAUGAAACCGCCUGAUAAACUGAAAAAAUAAAAAGUACGUUUAAGCUAAGAAAAAGUACUAAGAAAAAGAGAAAGAGGACUUCAGUGUCUAAACAAACGAUAGAAAUUUGAUAUUUUAUUAUU